UUGUAUCUGUUCUGUCUGAGAAAAGCCUCAGCACACAGUCAUUUGACUAUAUUUAAAGCAAGGAAGUUCCUCUCUCACUCCGAAACUGCUGUUUUGCUCGCACUAAGCCUAGGAGGUUUGGCAAACACUUUUUUUCUUAAGCCUGCUUUCUUGCAGACUGUUCGUCUCAGCUUUGCUGUCCUCUUUCGCUUUUGAUAGAGGGAGGAUAUCAGAAGAUCACCCAUGCAAUGAAUACACCCAACUCUGUAAUGGCUGGUUAUUUUUACCUUCUGGUUUUCAUAGUGCCUGUCUGCAUUAGCCGUGAAGCAUCCCGCACUGUAGAUACGGUGUGCGCUGAGAUUAUAGUCAAUAAAAGCUAUAGCUGUGAAGGUUUAGGUCUGACGGAAAUUCCUGAAAAGCUACCUGUCACAACAGAACUCCUCGACUUCAGCUUCAACUUGCUUCCUUCCCUUCGGAAGUCAACCUUCUCAAAGCUGAAGAGUCUGCUCUCCUUGGAUUUAACAAGGUGUCAGAUCAACUGGGUGUAUGAAGGUGCCUUUCACAACAACAAUCACCUGCACACAAUUGUGCUGACUGGAAACCUGCUCCUGUUUCUGUCUGACACAGCAUUUGUUGGCCCUCAGUCCCUGAAGCAACUUGUCUUAACGCAGACAGGAAUAAGCAGGCUGUCCUUUAUUCCCAUGACGAACCUAGACAACUUGGAUACACUCAUCUUGGGCAGCAACCACCUCUCCUCAUUGCAGCUCCCUCCCAACUUUCCAACUCAAAACCUCAAAUACCUUGAUUUCCAAAUGAACAACAUAGGAACAAUCACAGUGGAAGAUGUCAGCAUUCUGCAGAAGACCAGUAACAUAACUGUCAUCUUUAAAGGCAAUGACAUUUUGUACAUUGAACCCGGAGCUUUCCAGUCCAGUUUCUACAGUUUGGACUUUGGGGCCUGCAGCAACAUCCCCGGGAUCUUGGCAGGGAUGCAGAACUCCUCAGUCCACACGCUUUGGUUGGGAACAUUUGAUGACGUGAGAAAGGAGACCUACAUAAGCCCUGGCGUAUUACGAGGCCUCUGUAAUAUCACUGUAAAGGAUCUCUAUCUGCCGCUACGGCACUUCAAAAACCUAAAUGCUGCCACAUUUCACUGUAUGACCAAGCUCCGGAAGCUGGACCUGACUCACACCCACAUCAGUGCGCUGCCCCCUGGCAUCAGUGGUAUGAAGGUGCUAACAGAGCUAAUUCUCAAUGGGAACAACUUUGAGCACCUCUGCAACACCAGCGCAGCUGCCUUCCCCUCCCUUACCCACCUCCAGGUCAGAGGAAACUCGCAGACCCUGCAGCUGGGCUCUGGCUGUUUGCAGAAACUGGCAAAGCUUCAACAUCUAGAUUUAAGCCAUAGCCACAUUGAAAGCUCUGACUGCUGCAAUGAAGCACUAAAUGGUUUGAGCAGUCUUCGGUACCUGAACCUGAGCUACAACACCAAACUUCAUGUCCACGAUGUGCUCUUUAAGGAAGGUACUAACUUGGAGCUGCUGGACAUCGCUUUCACUCAGCUUCACAUCAGCACUUCACAGGGGCCUUUUCGAAAUCUGCAUCUCUUGCAAGUCCUGAAUCUGUCCUCCUCCCAGGUCAAUACUAGCACUCAGCAUCUCUUUCAAGGCCUGGAAAACCUCAUACUCUUGGACCUUAGUCAGAAUAUCUUUGAGUCAGGGAUCAUGCCAAAGAACAAACUGCUUCAACAGCUAUCCAAUUUAGAGGUGCUAAUUUUAGCAUCCUGUGAAUUGACAGCAUUAGAUGACCAAGCAUUUCACAUCCUCAAGAAGUUAAGGCACGUUGAUCUGAGCCACAACAAGCUUAUUGCGUUCAGCACAGAUGCAUUUUCAAAUCUUAAGAGCAUCUAUCUCAAUUUUGCCCACAAUAGGGUUCAGAUUAUACCACGUGACAAGCUAGUGUCCCUAACUGGCUACAGUAUAAUCAAUUUAAGUUACAAUCCUUUGGAAUGCACCUGCUCCAAUAUUGGCUUAAUCACUUGGUACAAGCAGAAUCUGGAUAAAAUUGAAGACGCUGAAGAAACAACAUGUUCUGAACCCAAAUCAUUAGCUGGUGCUCAGCUGUCUACUGUUACUCUCCACUGUGGGAUCAGCACUACAGCAAUCAUUGCAGUUGUCCUGAUUAUUUUAUCAUGUAUUGUCAUCAUCUGGAGCGUUCGCUGUUUCAGGCAAAGAUACCAGCGAAUCUAAGUUUACGAUAGAUAUACAACGUAAAGAAAACGUGCACAGCAAUUGGAUUAGGAUGAAAAACAACCUACUGUUUUUGUUCCUGCUCGGUAUUUCCUUUAACUUUUGUAAUACUUUUUUCCAUUUCCGUAAUUUUAGCAAAACAAAAAUUCCUCAUUUUAUGAGGUCUUGAAAACUAAA
Messenger RNA from Dromaius novaehollandiae (emu), 2405 nucleotides. RefSeq names its product CD180 molecule (gene CD180). Gene Ontology annotation, cellular component: extracellular matrix. Bases 228 to 2228 code for a protein of 666 amino acids. The record is from RefSeq and is a predicted model, not a curated record. Lineage: Eukaryota; Metazoa; Chordata; Aves; Casuariiformes; Dromaiidae. Gene Ontology annotation, biological process: cellular response to lipopolysaccharide; B cell proliferation involved in immune response; positive regulation of lipopolysaccharide-mediated signaling pathway. The transcript has 3 exons. Gene Ontology annotation, molecular function: protein binding.